GGCCCUAUAUAUUUGAUUUGAUAAUAUCAAAUCAGUGGCUGGGCAAACGGUUCCCUGGUAGCCUAAAAAAACAUUUAUUAACAAAUUGUAUCCUUUAGCGAAUAAUAUUAAUAAUUGAUGUACCAGCAAUGUCUCAAAGUAUUUUCAUUGUAGAAAUUUCAAAUAAUGAUUUGUAUACCAGCAAGUGGACAAGAGCGUACCAACACACUUGUUUCCACUUCAAGCACUCUGUACGCGUACGUGUCUCGUAAACCUAAAGCACAAACUAAUUCAAAUUUCACUUCUUUUAAGAAACAGAUCUAAUUUAAGCGCUUUAUAAAAUAUUUUAUAUCAAACAAACCUGAAAAGAGUGGUUUGUUGUUGUUUUGAAUAUGGCAUCCAAUUCAAAACUAGAAAGUGAAAGUAGGAUAGGCUAAGGAUAAGUGCAGCCUAAAAGCGGGGAUUUCAAUGUUUUCACUUUUCUUACUGUCCAUAUAAAUCCUGAGCACCCAAACAUGAAGAUGGAAUUCAAACCUUCUUCUAAGCGAGAGAGUAGAAAACAGCUCUGGAAACAUGAAGCAAAAUCAAAUGUGGACUUACGUCUUUGUCAUAUUUUUGACCCUGCAGAGUCAAUGUUCUGCCUGCGAGAGGCUCGCCCGGUACAGCAUAAUAAGCAACGAGUCUCUGACCCUGCUUAGGCAAAUGGGUGCACACGAUCCUCCAGGAAGGGUGCCGUUUCCUCGGAACCUGUACCACCAGAUUGACAACGCUGAGGCAGAGGACCAGGUGAGGUUUCUUACCUUGACCUUGGAUCAUAUCAUAGACCUCAUGGAUGCAAAGGAACACAUGAAUUCAGUCAAAUGGAACCACAGGACUGUAGACCAUUUUCUAAGUGUCCUGCACAGGCAGUCGUCUGACCUCAAAGAAUGUGUGGCUCAAUACCAAAAAUCAAUACAUAAGAAGUCUUAUGAGAAACGAUUAAAAAGGCACUUCAAGGUUUUGAAGAAAACUCUAAAGAAAAAAGAGUUCAGUGCUCAGGCAUGGGGGCAGAUCUGGAAAGCUGUGAAAAGUCACCUUCAGAGGAUGGACAUCAUUGCAAGCAAUGCUAAGAAGCACCUGAGACAUUAACAGAGCUUCAGUCGUGAUGAUCAGGGUUACAUUUCAUAAAGUG
This is a messenger RNA of Misgurnus anguillicaudatus (oriental weatherfish), 1150 nucleotides long. It is a transcript of the gene ifnphi1, whose product is annotated as interferon phi 1. Gene Ontology annotation, cellular component: extracellular region. Lineage: Eukaryota; Metazoa; Chordata; Actinopteri; Cypriniformes; Cobitidae. The record is from RefSeq and is a predicted model, not a curated record. Gene Ontology annotation, biological process: response to exogenous dsRNA; defense response. Gene Ontology annotation, molecular function: cytokine receptor binding.